AUGACAAGCGGCAAUAGCAGCACAGUUCCAAUGGAUGCAUACAAGCCGCUGCAUCAUAAAUCUUGUUCAUCUACAUCAUCAACCCCACCACGUUCAGCUUCACCCAUAAAUAAUCAGGAAGAUAGUUUUCGUCGAAUGAUAUUUGAUAAAGUUGACGAAGGUAAACGUGAUAUGAAUCCAGAAAAAUGUCGACAGAUAUUAGAUGAUUUAAUGAAAAUGCUUAAACAUCUUACAGCUGAUGUUAAUAAUUAUAAUUUAGCAUUUCGUGAAACACGACCACCAUUUUAUAUGCAGGAAUUUCAACGUUUAACUGAUCGUAUUGAUAUAUUAACUAAAGCUCGUGAUACUUUAACCGAACAUCUUCAUGAAGUUGAAGAUCAAAAUAUUGAAUCUGUAUUUCCAUGUUCAUCAUCAAACAAUGAUGUAUCAUCCAUAAAUAGUCAAUCUCAAUAUCAAUUACAAUAUUCUCCACCUGAAAAAUCUCCUCAACCAUCUAAAUCAUCUCUAUCACCAAAUCAAUUUAAUUCCAAAGAUAUAUUUAUAAAUGAUUAUUCUACAGCAAAUGAUCCACAAACAAAUUAUCAUUUUUAUCCAUUAACACCACCAAUAUCAACACAGAUUUCAUCUCAACAAACAGAUUAUUUUAAUCAACGUUCACGUAGUCCAAGUACAGCACCAAAUAAUUUUAUUCGUGUUCAUUUUCCAAAUAAACAUACAACAGCUUUUUCACCACGUAAUGAUGAAACACUUGAAGUUGCACUUGAAUCACGUGCCUUAAGACAUUCAGUGACUAAUUUAAGAGCAUAUACACCUGUUUAUAUGAUAUCGAGACAACCAUGUCCAUGGGAUAUAACACUUGAUCGUGUAUUAGAAACAGAAAUUGAACUUGAAGAAAAAACAAAACUUGAUCAUUCAUUUGAAAAUAUCUCAACACCUCGUUUUAAUGUUUUUGGUGUUCGUUGUGUUGUCUGUCAUCAUCGUAUUCGUGUAACACAUAAACAUUGUGUUUCAUGUGGAAAUAAUUAUCAUAAUCAUUGUUAUAUGAAAGCACCUGUUUGUUCUCAUCCUAUUCUUCAACAUAUCAAACAUCUUGGUCCAAAUAGAUCUGAUAUGGAACGAACAAUGUCACAAACAAAAAGUAAAGAACAAUCACGUAGUUUACCUCGUAUUCCAUCAAUACGAACCGAAACAAAUUCGAAUCAUGGAGUUGCAAUAUCGAAUGGUAAACAAUCAACGAUGAAUAUGCCAUUAUCAGUUUCAUCAAAUUCACUAUUUCAACAAUCAUCAUUUCCAUUAGAAGCAUCGCAUAUUUAUCAUAUGCCUCAUUCAUCAUUGACUGUCAAUGGAUCAAUGAUAACUAAUCUUGAAACUCUUCGACCUAGUAUGACAAAACCAUCCAGUGAAGGAACUAUUGAUGUUAAGAAAUCAGCAUAUAAACUUAGUGAAUGGGAAAUUCGACCAGAAGAUUUACUUAGUCGUGGACGUAUGGUUGGUCGAGGUACAUAUGGAACUGUAUAUAAAGCUGAAGUACGAUUACAUGGUUCAGUUGCACUUAAAGAAUUAAAUUUUGUUUCACCAACGCCUAGUCAAUUUCAAGCAUUUCGAAAUGAAGUGAUUGCAUUAAAAAAAAUUACUCAUCAGAAUACAUUAAAUUUCUUAGGUUAUAUUCUUUCACCUCGUUUUGCUAUCGUAACACAAUGGUGUGAGGGUUCAACACUUUAUAAACAUAUACAUAUUCUUGAUCGACUUUGGAAAAUUAAUCAAUUAAUUGAUAUAGCAAGACAAUUAUGCCAAGGAAUGUCAUAUUUACAUGAUCGGGGUAUAAUUCAUCGUGAUCUUAAAUCAAGUAAUGUGUUUUUGGAUAUGAGUGCUGAAACCGAAAAUUCUGGAGCUUCUUGGCGUGUUAAAAUUGGUGAUUUCGGUUUAGCAGCAAUGAAAACUGUACUUGCUGAAGGUGUCAAUCAACAAUUUCAACCAACUGGUUCAGUUCUUUGGAUGGCACCAGAAGUUAUUCAACAAAAAGAUCCAAAUUGUUAUUCUACUAGUGCUGAUAUAUAUGCAUAUGGAUGUGUUUUAUUUGAAAUGUUUAGUGGAAAAUUACCACAUACACCACUUAGCAAUAAAGAACAGAUAAUGUGGCUUGUUGGAAAAGGUAGAUUAAAAUUAAAAGUUGAACAAUGUCGUGAUGAUACACCAAGUGCUAUAACUAAUCUUAUACGACAAUGUACUGAAUAUGAUCAUGAAAAACGACCAAAUUUUGCACCUUCAAUUGAUGAUACAUUAUCAAAAUUUGAUUGUGUAUUACCACGUAUACAACGUUCACAAUCAGAACCAUGUUUAAUACGAACACCACAUGAUGAUUUACUUGGUUUAUCAAUGCAUUUUGCUGUACCAAAAACUCCAGUUUCAAUUCAUCGACGUUUCAAUGCUGAAGUAUCAUGA
Adineta steineri is the source of this 2442-nucleotide messenger RNA. The record is from the annotation of a GenBank genome assembly. Lineage: Eukaryota; Metazoa; Rotifera; Eurotatoria; Adinetida; Adinetidae.